CGGGACCCGAGCUGGAGCUGCUGCACCGAUCUGCCUUGGCUCUGUUGCACGCCACGUCCCGCGCCUGGCCACUGGUGCUUUCCCGCCGUCGGAGGGCCGCCGGCUGGCGCGGGCCUACCGCCCCGGCAUCUUUGCCUUUUAAACCCUAGAUGUGGCUGUUACCAGAGUGGAGCACCCGCCUCAGUCCCACGAGUGCCACAAAGCAUGCCAUGGCCUGGGAGUGCCCUGCCAAGCUGCCCUCACCUGCCAAGUCGGACCUUACCUGGCGAUUCCACAGUGCCAAGCCCACAGCUCCCCAAGGAGGUAGCUGGCCCAGCCUGCGAGCCUGCCCUGAGCAGCUGUCUCUGAUCCCUCAGCCAGGCAGAAGGGAACCAUUAACAGCCUGAGGAGCCGGCCAGCUGGGAACCUCAGACCACACCACCCACCGUGCUCCCAGCUUACCUCCAAGAUGUCGACAGCCCUCAUGCUGCUUUGGAUUUUCUCUUUGUCCUUAUCUGGAAGCCAGGUGGCAUCUGACAAGCCACGAUAUUUAAUCCCUAAUAAGGUGUGGGUUAAAGUAGUCAAGAAAAGUGUAUCUGUGACAACGGUUAUAGGGGUUCAUAAUAAGACGUCUGAGACACCAACCACAGUGGCUCCUUCUCUGGUUGAAUUCACCAAAGGGACUUUGAUAGCCAACCUCAUUUCUACUAAAGUCCCAGCAGAGACAACACACAGGACAAAUGUGAGCACUUCAGCAGCUACGGAAGGUGUGACUGAGAGUGUGACUUCCGGAGCUGCCACACCACCCCUGUCACCCGUUCCCACGUCCUCCACCCGCACAUCUGGGCAGCAGACCCCAACCACAACCGUCCCUGGGCUUCCAUCUGUCAGCACACCUCGUGCACAAGUGCCAAGGACCAGCACACCUCCAGCAACAGCGGCAAGGGCAACAGCGCUGACCACAAGUAACCAGACUGCUGCUGCAGCCACUGCCAACACAAGCAGCUCCUCCAGCACCCUCAGCUCCUCAGAGCACACACCCACUAACUCCACAGAGAGCCCUGCACCCACUGUGGGUCCCCAAGCACAAGGUCCCACCAGCCAGAUGUCACCAGCCCAGCCAGUGCUUAGCACAGCAAGUGGGUCUCCAUCUUUCCCCUCUACCAUCACCCCAGUGGCCACUGCCGCCCCUUCCAUGACUUCUGCAUCUUCCACAGCAGUGGCCACCACACAGGCUCAAGCUAAGGAGCCAACUACCAGCUCAGUGCCAACGCCUCCCACCAGUCUGACCCCUAAGGUGGAAGCCACAUCACCCACAGUGCUACCAAGCUCUGUGUCAUCUACCCGUGGGGCUGAAGGAUCAACCUCUUCCCACACAUCAGAGCAGGUGGAGACCAAAGCCACACCUGGAACUGCCUCUGCCAGGGUGACACCUGGGAGCUCAAGGGACCCCAAGAUGUCAGCUACAGAUUUGUGCCAGCCCAGCACUGAAGGCCAGUACCUAGUGGUCACCACUGAGCCCUUGACCCCAUCCUCAGUGAACAAAACGUUCCUCCUGGCGGUGCUUAUACUUGGAGUGACCCUUUUUGUCACAGUCAUUGUUUUGUUUGCCCUGCAAGCCUUUGAGAGCUAUAAGAAGAAGGAUUACACGCAGGUGGACUAUUUAAUCAAUGGCAUGUAUGCAGACUCGGAGAUGUAAGCGAAGGCUGGGGUCAGCUGCGACCACCACAGCUCGGGGCCAGGUGAGCCCCUUCCUCCAUCUUCCAUUUUGCCUCUGAGACCAAAUUAAGUGCUUCCAAAUCUUUUUGGUGCAAUUUUGGAGAUACGCCAGAUGCUUAGACACAUUUAAUCGCCAUCAGAUUAAUUCCAUGAUCACAAAAGAGUUGCUGCUUUUUCAUAUUUAUUUUUGUAAAGGAUCAUGAGCCAGGAGCAGGUGGUGACUCUGCCAUGGGUUGGGCUUGGGUUGGGCAGAAGCCCUGGGCCCCUCAGCCCCCGGGUUGUCAGAUCGUAACCAAAAUUAAAACAGUGACUGC
This is a messenger RNA of Octodon degus (degu), 2012 nucleotides long. It is a transcript of the gene CUNH11orf24, whose product is annotated as chromosome unknown C11orf24 homolog. The record is from RefSeq and is a predicted model, not a curated record. Gene Ontology annotation, cellular component: Golgi apparatus. Bases 449 to 1678 code for a protein of 409 amino acids. The transcript has 4 exons. Lineage: Eukaryota; Metazoa; Chordata; Mammalia; Rodentia; Octodontidae.